GAGAGGGGAGGAGAGCUCCGUCUCUCCCGGUGCACUUGGCAGUCUAGUUGCGGGCUGCUGUGCUGUUGCUGUCGUGGCGUGGCUGGUCGCGCCAGGCGGGGAACUUCACCACACUGGAGCCCGGAGUCCCACUCUCUCACCUGCGCAGUUCGGAGCUGCCAUGGGUCUCUCGCCUGGAUUUACUGUCCUAAUUAUUCUGCCGGCCUUUCUGCUGCACACCAGCGGCCUUUACAUCGCCAGUAGCGUUGACUCCCUGCAGCAUGUCCUGGGGGAGUAUGGACUGGUGAGGCCAAUCAGUGUGGAUGCAGAAGGCCGCUUCCUGUCACAUGCUGUCUCAGCUGGCCACAUGGCAGGAGGGCAGCCCCGUAGGCGCCGGAGGAGGGAGGUACAAGUAGGCAAUGAUGAGUGGGAAGGACCAAGAGGAGUCAAGGAAGACCAAGAGCCUGUGGCACAUCAGGAAAGGCUUUACUACAACGUCACCGUCUUCGGCCGGGAGUUCCACCUGCGCCUGCGCCACAAUGCCAGGCUGGUGGCCCCCGGAGCCAAGAUGGAGUGGCGUGAUGACAGCGACAGCAUCCGGCAUUCUGAACCCCUGCACGAUGAAUGCUUGUAUGUGGGAGAUGUCACGGACACACCGGGGGCCACUGUGGCUAUCAGCAACUGUGACGGCCUGGCUGGUAUGAUCAGAAUGGAGCAAGAGGAGUUUUUUAUCGAGCCUGUGGAGAGAGGCGAUGGAGUGAUCGAGGAGGAGGCAGGGGGAGGAGGGAGGACACACAUCGUCUAUCGCUCUUCAGCUGUAAAGAAAACACCCAUCAGCAGCGCAGCAGCAGACUUCCACUCUAGAGGUGCAGAUCUCGGCGGCCUCAUGGACCUGGAGUCUCUGUAUCGCGGCGUUGAGCAGAGCAUCAACCACACACGAGCCGGGCGCAUACGGAGGCAGAGCUUGGACAGGGCCUACAACAUCGAGGUGCUUCUGGGUGUCGACGACUCCGUGGUCCAGUUUCAUGGGAAGGAGCACGUACAAAAAUACCUUCUCACACUGAUGAACAUCGUAAAUGAGAUCUACCACGACCAGUCUUUAGGAGCAAAGAUCAAUGUGGUGCUGGUGCGGAUUAUCAUGCUGGGCUACGGGAAGUCAAUGAGUCUGAUUGAGCUGGGAAACCCAUCCCAGAGUCUGGAGAAUGUGUGUCGUUGGGCCUUCCUGCAGCAGAAACAGGACACAGGGGACGCAGAGUAUCACGAUCAUGCCAUUUUCCUGACACGACAGGAAUUUGGUCCUACGGGCAUGCAGGGUUACGCCCCAGUGACAGGCAUGUGCCAUCCAGUGAGGAGCUGCACUCUGAACCAUGAGGACGGUUUCUCUUCUGCCUUUGUGGUGGCACAUGAGACUGGACAUGUCCUCGGCAUGGAGCACGACGGCCAGGGGAACCGCUGUGGAGAUGAGGUUCACAUGGGCAGCAUCAUGGCUCCACUUGUGCAAGCUGCCUUCCACAGAUUUCACUGGUCCAGAUGUAGCAUGCAAGAGCUGGGACGCUACCUACAUUCUUAUGACUGUCUCCGUGACGACCCCUUCGACCACAACUGGCCGUCGCUGCCUCAGCUUCCUGGUUUGCACUACUCAAUGAAUGAACAGUGUCGCUUUGACUUCGGUGUGGGCUACACAAUGUGCACCGCGCUACAAAAGGCGGGCCAAUCAGGAACGCAGUAUCGCACCUUUGACCCAUGUAAGCAGCUGUGGUGUAGCCACCCAGACAAUCCCUUCUUCUGCAAAACCAAGAAAGGACCACCCAUUGAUGGCACCAUGUGUGGAAAUGGGAAGCAUUGCUUUAAAGGUCACUGCAUCUGGUUGACCCCUGACAUCAUCAAACAAGAUGGAAACUGGGGUUCAUGGAGUGAGUUUGGUCAGUGCUCCCGCACCUGUGGAGGAGGAGUUCAGUUUCGAACACGUGACUGUGACAAUCCCAGACCUGCCAACGGGGGGCGUACCUGCAUGGGGGCAACUUACCAGUUCCAGAUGUGCAACACCAACGAGUGCGAGGAUAUCUACAGUGACACGCGAGAGGAGCAGUGUCACGCCUGGGACCCUCGCUUCGAACUCCACAGCAACAAGCACCACUGGCUGCCUUAUGAACAUCCAGACCCAAACAAACGCUGCCACCUGCAUUGCCAGUCAAAGGAGACACGAGAUGUGGUCUUCAUGCAGAGAAUGGCCCUGGAUGGAACACGCUGCUCGUACAAAGAUCCUCACAGCGUGUGUGUGCGUGGGGAAUGUGAGAAAGUGGGCUGUGACGGCGUGGUGGGCUCCUCAAAGCAGGAGGACAAGUGUGGAGUGUGUGGAGGGGACAACUCCAGCUGCAAAACCUUCAAAGACACCAUCACACGCACAACUAAGAAACACGGUUUCCUUAAAGUUCUUGAAGUCCCUAGAGGGGCGAGGCACUUGCUGAUCCAAGAGUUGAAAGCAGCCUCCCACACUUUAGCUGUGAAAAAUGUGGCAUCAGGACUGUUCUUCUUAAAUGGGGAAAAUGAGUACCCAGAAUCCCGUUCAAUCAUAGAGAAAGGCGUGGAGUGGGAAUAUGAGAAUGACAACGACAAGGAGACCCUUCAGACCACCGGGCCUCUCAGACAUGGGGUUCUGAUUAUGGUGAAACUACAUGGAGAUGAGGAUGUGAAUUUGUCUUACAAGUACAUGAUGAACAUGGACAGUGACUCUGCCAUUCAGAACAACAUGCUGGUGGAGGACAGCGCUUACGAGUGGGCUCCAAAGAGAUGGUCCUACUGCUCCAAGGCCUGCGGUGGAGGGAAACAAUACCUGCGAUACGGCUGCAGAAGAAAAGUUGACAGUAAGAUGGUCCACAAGAGCUUCUGCAACAAAUCCAACAUGAAGCCCAGAGGAGACAUUAGAGACUGCAACCAGAAGCCCUGUCCUCCACCCAUUUGGGUGACAGGGGAGUGGCAGAACUGCAGUAAGCCAUGUGGAAAGACGGGGAUGCAAAUCCGCUCGGUCAGCUGUGUCCAGCCUUCAGAAGACAACACCACCCGCUCUAUUCACAAUAAACACUGCAGUGACGACCGGCCCGAGACCCGCAGAGCCUGCAACAGACACCCCUGCCCCACCCAGUGGAGAGUAGGGCCGUGGUCACAGUGCUCAGUGACAUGUGGCAAUGGGACACAACAAAGGCAGGUUGUGUGCCACAACCGGGACGACACCAUCGGCUUGUGUCUGGACACUAAGCCCGACACCAUCAGAGUCUGUCGCAUGGAUCCAUGUCCCAACCUCAACAAGAAUGGCAACAUCCUGAUCCAGUGGCUGUCUCGCCCCAACCCCAACUUCUCGAAGAUCUCCUCACGCCAGCGUUGUCAUGGAGACCGCUCUGUGUUCUGUCGUAUGGAGGUGCUGAAGCGCUACUGCUCUCUACCGGACUACCAGCGCAUUUGCUGCAAGACCUGCAGCAAUGACACCGCUACAGAGCCUCCACCCACAUUUGCCUCCACUUCUCCCUCCAUCACCUCCACCCGGCCCAGCGUCACGGCUCCUCCUCCAUCCACCAGCAGCUCUGGCUCCGGCUUCACCACCAUGUCUGUUUCCACCACCAGUACCUGGACCACAACCCAUCCUCCUGCCCUCACCACUGCUCCUCCAUAUUCCACCCCCAACCCACCCAGCGUGAUGCGAAAGAUCACCACCCACCUGCCCAUUUCUACCAGUGCACCUGCCUCUCCCACAACCUUUUCCAUGGCAACCACUUCACUUACGAUGACAUCUCCCAACGCUACCUCUCACCCCCUGCCUGUGCCCGCCCCAGAUCUAUAUGAAAGCACAGACCCACAGUUACAGAGCACCACAAGGAGUCACCUCACAACAACAUCAGCUUGGUUCACCAUGACAAACCCUCCCACAAAGACCAGUCCAACUGGUUCAAAUCUACUGCAAACCAUCACUGAAACUGGCACCCAGCAAAAAUCCAAGCCCAAAAAGAAUAUUCCGCCAAAGAAAAACUCCAAACAAGGUAUUCCACCAAAGAUCAGUCAAAAAAAGAACACACCACCAAAAAACACUACCAGAAAAGAUAUUUCACCAAAGAUCAGUCCCAAACCAAAAAACUAUACUCCCAAAAAGACAAUACCAGAAAAAUCAAGUCCCAAAAAGACUACUUCUGCCAAGACAACACCCAAAAAGACUAUUCCUGCAAAGACAACACCCAAAAAGGCAACUCCGGCAAAGACAACACCCAAAAAGACUACUCCUACAAAGACAACACCCAAAAAGACAACUCCGGCAAAGACAACACCCAAAAAGACAACUCCUACAAAGACAACACCCAAAAAGACAACUCCAGCAAAGACAACACCCAAAAAGACAACUCCGCCAAAGAUAACACCCAAAAAGACAACUCCAGCAAAGACAAUACCUAAAAAGAUUACUCCUGCAAAGAACAGCCAACCUAAACAGUUUCCUAAAAUGGUUUCACCAAAAGUCAAUACCAAAAAGAAUGUUGAUCCAAAGAACAAAACUACAAAACAAAUUCAAACAAAGACAAACCCCAAUAAGAACUGGAAACCAGGACACAAAAAUUCCACAAACACACAAGCCAAGAGCAAUCAGAAUAAGGUGACUGUGAAAAAAACCUUCCCCAAAAAGAAAACAAUUACAACACCUCCCUCUUACUAUACCACAGCCCCCACUUCAUACGUGAGUCUAGAGCAUCUGAAGGAGUACUUUCCAUCAACUGUGUCAUCUACCACCAGUAUCCACACAACAAUGGUGAGCAGCUUCCCCGAACCAAGAGUCAACGUCACAUACAUCAGUGAUGACAAAGUAAUGACAGAUGAAACUCCACUGUGGUAUGACGUUGGGACAGACAUUGUGGUCACAACACCGAGUACCUUUGACGACAUCUUAGCAACUACAGAAAGCAUUUAUUUUGAUGAAGUCACAAUGCCCAGUGGAACCAUGCCUUAUAGUGAUUCAAGCAGUGGAGAUGUUACAGUUACCAGUGGGACCAUCAUCAGUGGCGAUGAUAUCACAGUGUCCUACAGCAACGUGGGAAUGGGAAGUGACACUAUGGUGCUGGACGAUGGCCUCACCAUGGUAAUCCCGACCAUCAACAGUGAAGAUAUGUCAGACCUCGCGUCUUCUCCCUGGCAGGACCUGUCUGAAUACAUCCCUGUAGGGGUUCCCACAACAACCUCAAACCCCACUACAGCCGCCCCACCUCCCACAACAAUCGCUCCAACAAUGAAACAACAAGUCCCUGUGGUGACUCCCAUCUCCACUGUAAGACCUGAGGGAAAAGCUGAAGAGAACAGUGAGAACAACAACAUUGAGGUCUCAUACAACCAGGUCACCAAUGUCGACUCUGACAUCUCUCAAAACAACAUGGUUUCAAAACACCGGGUCAACCUGAGGGAGCGAACCAGGAACAAACGCAUUCAGGAGCUUCUGGAAGAGAAAAGAAACUUUCUCCUUAGGAUGAAGAGAGGCCAUGCAGCUUGAUAGACCAAGUCUUUUCAUUUCUCUUAUAGAGAUUGACUGUUUUUUACAGACUAAGCUUUGUUUGAACCCAUCAUUGCUGCCGUGAUCCAUUCUAUCAGGCUUAUUCACAGAAUAACAAACUCUCAUAUCUAAAUCGUGGCAGUCAGGACUGUGUUAGAGACUGAAUAUCAUGACCAAAAGUUUGAACAGUUGCUUUGAAUAAAGAAAAGCCCUGUACUACAGACUGUUGCAAAUCGCUUUGCCUGUGCAAACGCAAUAAUGAAAAAGAGAAGGGAUAAAAAGUGUAGAUCCUGUUUGUCCAGCACUUUAUCAAGCUAAACUUUUAUCCCUCCAAAUCACAGUCUAAUCAAGGGUUCAUUCAGUGAAGAUGUACAUUUGAUAUUACAUAGUUUGUGUAAUGGCGUUAUCCCCAACAGCACUUACAGAUAAAUAAAUGCACCACCCAGAAUCCAAAGCUUUGAUAUUCCUGCCCAGGACUGCAGCUCAUUUCCCCCAGACUGGUGCUAAUACCUCUCAGAUGGAUACGUUCAGUAUCUGUCUCAUUCUUAAGAUCCCAGCACUUUGGACUUUCAACAAAAACUGCAAUCUGAGCUUUUGGAGGUCUAAAACCAAUGCGGUAAUGCCAUCAAACCAGAAAAUGUUCUUUUACUUUUAAUUGAGAUGUAAAAGUUUGUACUUCCUGUGUUGCCUUUUCCGAAGCGAACGUCUGUCUGACUGCAUGGUGUCUCUCAUCUCUCAGGAAGUCCACAUAUGGAAGACUGAUGAGGGACUUUGCCAAACACUUGGUGCUUUCUUCCAUGAUACGUUUUAAUACUACAGUAAGCUAAGGACAGACAAAGUGGUUGAAGAGAAAAUAUAUUUUGAUUACUUUUUUUUUUUUUUUUUUUUCAUUUUUUAAUGGUCAGUCAAGUAUGGUGCCUUUUUUCCAGAGAUGCUAAAACAGUGUCCCUCGUGCAUACAUUUAUGAACAAAAAUAAUACUUAAAUAUAUUUUCUAAAGGCUGUUUUCUGAACUAUGAGCAAUUACAAGCUUUGAGGGCCAGUUUAUUUUCUUCUUUUAAAGUUGUAUUAUUGGUACAUCUUUAACUUUCAGCAACAAAAAAAAAGCACCUACGGAUGUCUUUGUACAAAAUCUGUACAUAAGAAAAAGAACUUAAUGUUUAAUAUUUAUUAAAGUUUCAGCACCUGUGGUAUUUUGCAAA
Sphaeramia orbicularis (orbiculate cardinalfish) is the source of this 6698-nucleotide messenger RNA. Its product is annotated as A disintegrin and metalloproteinase with thrombospondin motifs 2-like. The coding region runs from base 161 to 5497 and encodes 1778 amino acids. Gene Ontology annotation, biological process: proteolysis; extracellular matrix organization. Gene Ontology annotation, molecular function: metalloendopeptidase activity. The record is from RefSeq and is a predicted model, not a curated record. The transcript is spliced from 23 exons. Gene Ontology annotation, cellular component: extracellular matrix. Lineage: Eukaryota; Metazoa; Chordata; Actinopteri; Kurtiformes; Apogonidae.